This is a messenger RNA of Puccinia graminis f. sp. tritici CRL 75-36-700-3, 876 nucleotides long. RefSeq lists its product as uncharacterized. Gene Ontology annotation, cellular component: ERMES complex. The coding region runs from base 1 to 876 and encodes 291 amino acids. Lineage: Eukaryota; Fungi; Basidiomycota; Pucciniomycetes; Pucciniales; Pucciniaceae. The record is from RefSeq and is a predicted model, not a curated record. Gene Ontology annotation, biological process: mitochondrion organization; phospholipid transport. The transcript has a single exon.
AUGUCCACCAAAGUUGUCAGAGAAACCAAGGUUCUCCUCACUCCAAAUAACUACGCUCUAUGGUUUCUUCCAAUGGAGGUGCGACUUUUCAAAUUGAAUUUGUUGGACGUUGUCGAAGACAAUAUCGUAACUAAAACUGAAUAUGACAAGGCAGCCUGGAACAAGUUGAACAACACCGCCUAUUCUGAAAUCAUAGGAUACAUUGGUCAAGAAGUCCUUGGUUUUGUCAGCUCGGCCCUUCCCUCAACACCUCGCUUCAACGGUCAGGGACUUUGGAAACUCCUGAAGGCUCAAUAUGCUGGCGAUGAUCUCACAUUGCAAACAACCGCGCUGGAUCAGUUUUUACAUCUUGACUUCUCAUCAAUCUCUCUUUUCAUUCCCGCUGUUCAAUCGGCUAAUCAAAAAAUAACAAUGUCAGGAUUGGUUUUGGAUGAUCGUGUCCAAACAAUUUUAAUGUUGAAAAAGUUACCGUUGGAUUAUCGCUCGUUUCGCGAUAUCGUUUUGAUGAACUAUGACUCGGAAUCUUUUGAAUCGGUCAUCAAGAAACUCGAGAGCUAUGUAGCUCAAAACAAUCUCGAUAAAAAGCCUGUUGCAUCAACAACUCCGCUACAGUCACUUCUUACUCGAUCAAGCAAUCAAUCUUCGUCGAACUCACCACUCUGCGAUCACUGCAAGAAGCCGGGUCAUCGCAUCAAUAACUGCUGGGUUAAAUACCCUGAAAAGGCUCCAAAGUCACACUCAGCUCACAUGACGGUUCAAGACAACUUCAACCAACUCAAUGAUCCAACCGAUUUCUCUCACUUCAGAACAGCCGACGGCAAACUACACCACGUUGACGAGAUGAGGUUUGAAGGUGUCCAAUACUUCAAUACAUAG